AACGUUUGUUUACAACAUUUUGUGAUUACUAUUACAGUCUAACGAGUGAUUGACAUAUCGGUGGACAUGGAGGACGAAGACUUGGAGGAAAUGAAGUUCUUAAGAGAGAAGUACAGAACUAUGGAAGCGGUGGACAACAAGAAGAUAAUUGGAUUCAAAUUCGACUUGAAUUCCGCCACCAAAAGGAGUCAAACGAUUCCCAAAUCAAUGCAACCCAAAGAAGACCAUUCACUACAGGAUCCCGAAGACAAACACAUGACGGAAGUGAUGGGCUUUUCGACGUUCGGUCGGACGAAGAGUUCGACGAAGAAUGAGUCAAAAAGUGCCCAAAAGUUUGAUAUCGAGAAACUGUUGGCCGAAAGACCGAACGCUAAUAAAUGGAAAGUUUUCGGACAAUCGAGUGGUGAUAUCGACGAUAAGAACGACUCGACUAACAGUUCCGAGACUAAAGAGGCGCCGAAUAAAGACAUCAAAUCUGAUGAUAAAAGUGAUAACAAAUCGACUGAAAAGCAGACAAUUAUGGCGAAUGAAGACGACUCUGAUUCGGACUCAGACCUCAUUGGACCACCACUUCCGCCGGGAUUUCAAUUGGAAUCCGAGACCAAAGAAGACACCGAAGAGAGAAGUGAUGACGAGUUGAGUGAU
Molecule: messenger RNA, 645 nt
Organism: Oppiella nova
Lineage: Eukaryota; Metazoa; Arthropoda; Arachnida; Sarcoptiformes; Oppiidae
Source: the annotation of a GenBank genome assembly